AUGAGCUGGGCCCACCGUGUGUGUGAGAUGAGAGAGGCUGCCUUGGUGUACAUGGACAGGAGUGGAGGUCUGGAGAACUUUAUCCAGGACUGCAAGAAAUACAAUGAAUCAACACACAGUUACACAGUUUAUCGUUUUGUAAUUUCUGUCAAUCCCAUGGAUGUCACAGAGUUGGAUGCCACUCUUGGAAACUACAUUUUGCAUGAGCCGCUGAGAGCCGCUCGGGUUUUUCAAUCGGUCUGUGAUACAGCCAUAAAGACUCUUUCAUUGAUUGGGCAAUAUCAAACUGAGGGUCAGAUACAUGUGAUUCUCAAAUUAACCCAUUUACCUGAAUUACCAGGCUAUCGUCUAAGCCUCAGUGACUUCCCUUUGGAUUACAAAUCACACAGACUAUACAUGCUGGAAGGGGUAGUGACUGCUAUGACCACUGUGACAAAAUACACCCAGGGAGCUAGGUUUUUGUGUUCUGAUGCUAAAUGCCCAUAUUCUAAAGGAUUCCGGUAUAUAAGAAUACACGUACCAGGGGCCACAGAGUCUGCAACUGUGAGAAAUGAUUUUUUAUGUGAUUACUGUGCUUCACCCCUAAAAGAAGAUCUGAAGUACAGAGUUCUUGGUGACAAACAGGUGUUUGAUUUAAUGGACUCCAAAAUAUUGCAAAUUUUUCAAGGAAGUGUCACUAACAGUCAGCAUUAUCGGUUACAGUCAUUUGCUGUGUUUGUGAGAGAUGAGCUAAUUCACAGAAUGAAAUUAGGAGGAAGAUACAGAGUUGUAGGAAUACCAGUAUGUGGAAAUGUUGGUUCUCAAGCCACUGUAUGCAUAGAGGCCAAUAAUAUACACCAAUACAUAGUAGAAAGUCCACAAACAAUAAGCAGGGUUUUUCACAAAAUUCACGCUUUGACUCGGGACUCUCCUUGGAUUUUCACCGGCAUUCUUGCCAAUGUUUUUUCGUCACAAGUAGUCCCAGUUGGUACCUACAAUACGUUAAAACUGUGCAUGUUACUUAGUCUUGUACAGACCAGCAAUGAAGACAGAGAUCCUGUGAAUUUUUUGGAUCUUCUUGUUAUAACAAGUGAUACAUUGACUGUUGAGAGACUUCUAAGUUACGGCAUUAGUCUAGUGCCACGUGGUGUGCGCCAUUUUGUAUCCAAUGAUAUGUUUGCCACAGUAUCGAAAGAUGACCAUGGAACAGGAACUGCUAGUAUCCAGGCUUGUAGUGCUCUGCUAGCCAAAGGAGGGGUAUGCUGCAUAGGAGAUAUGAGUUUGCAGAAAAAAGACAAGCUUGACCACCUCCAAUCAGUUUUGGAGAGCAGAAACACCACUGUGUUUAUUCCUGGAAAGAAGUAUGGCGAAGACGGUGACCAUCAAAUGUUCCUUCCUGUCCAAUGUAAUUUCUGGUCUUAUGUAUCCUACUCAAAGAAGCCUGUUCAAAAGGAAAACAUAGUGAUCGGCCAAGUGGAUUUAAGUUGUCUGCCUCCUAAUCUAGUAGAUUCAUUUGGAAUGUUAGUUUACAUCAAUGACUCUUCACAAAGUCACCCAAUUCUUCCACUUGUACAUCAUAACCUGAGCAGAGCUGUGAGCAAAACUAACUCUCAUUGGACAGCCUCCCAGCAAUUCACCACACAGGACUAUGAAAAGCUUAUUGCCUAUGCAAAGAAUUUGCAAGUGAAUAUGAGUACCAGGGCAGAAAGACUGUUACACGGUUACUACCUAGCAAGCCGAAGGGUACGAAGUGACAUACAUGGAUCUAAAAUAUCAACAUCUGCUCUAAGGCAUCUGUCUUCCAUGGCAGAAGCACAUGCAAAACUCAGUCUUAAAAACCAUGUCACAGAAGCAGAUGUUCUGAUUGCCGUUUUGUUGUUUGAAAUUUCACUUACUUUGAAACAUGGCGGCUCUGUGUUUUCUGUAUCUCCCAAUGCUCUAUUUCCUACGGAACUCUAUGAUGAGAGAUGUUUACACCAGAGAGAUCUACACCUGAGAGAAUAUUACCAGCAGCUACUUACAUUCAUUGCUACAUAUGGGCCUGGAACAUCAUCUUCUAUCUUUGAAGAAUAACUAAAUGACAUAGAGCAGUAAAGACAAAACAAAGUAUC
Molecule: messenger RNA, 2090 nt
Organism: Pelobates fuscus (common spadefoot toad)
Lineage: Eukaryota; Metazoa; Chordata; Amphibia; Anura; Pelobatidae
Gene: MCMDC2
Product: minichromosome maintenance domain containing 2
Exons: 14
Coding region: 1-2052 (683 amino acids)
Biological process (GO): double-strand break repair via break-induced replication
Molecular function (GO): DNA binding; ATP binding; single-stranded DNA helicase activity
Source: RefSeq, a predicted model, not a curated record